This is a messenger RNA of Dibothriocephalus latus, 1008 nucleotides long. NCBI's taxonomy places the organism in Eukaryota, Metazoa, Platyhelminthes, Cestoda, Diphyllobothriidea, Diphyllobothriidae. The record is from the annotation of a GenBank genome assembly.
AUGUUCCGAUCAUCAAUUUGUCUUUUUGACGCUAAUCUGAAGUCAGAUGAGUCCUUUCCCAUUCUCUGUGAAACAUGCCUCGGCCCGAGUCCGUUCGUCAGAAUGAUGAAAGAGCGGUACGGAAAGGAAUGCAAAAUCUGCAGUCGCCCAUUUACAGUCUUCCGCUGGAGUCCGGGACCCAAAGCUCGUUUCAAGAAGACUGAAAUCUGCCAAACCUGUGCCAAGGUGAAGAACGUCUGCCAGACCUGCAUUUUUGAUCUUGAAUAUGGAUUGCCCGUUGAAGUCCGUGACAAGGCGCUUCGUCUUAACCAGGCUCUGCCUCGGAGCGAUGUGAAUCGAGAGUAUUUCCACCAGCAAGUUGAAAACCAGUUGGAGCUAGCUGGUGAUGUUAACGCACCCUAUGGUGGCCAUGACUUGAUUGGGAAGCAGUUGGCCAGUACAAAUGCAGCAGCUCAUGGCGCUGGUGCGAGUGGUGCAGACAUGCUUCUUAAACUAGCCCGGACAACGCCCUACUAUCGCCGAAACAGACCGCACAUUUGUUCCUUUUGGGUCAAGGGUGAGUGUAGGCGUGGUGAGGAAUGUCCGUACAGACAUGAAAAACCGACUGAUCCGGACGAUCCACUAUCGGAACAAAAUCUGCGUGAUCGUUACUAUGGUCAAGACGAUCCUGUGGCUGCUAAGCUGCUCUCCAAGUACUCCUCCAUGCCUAAACUCACGCCACCAGAAGACAGGACCAUUACUACCCUCUACAUUGGUGGCAUUCCUGAGGAGCUCACUGAGAAGGAUCUGCGUGAUCACUUUUAUCAGUUUGGUGAGCUACGCUCGGUCAGUGUUCACCACAAGCAGCACUGCGCCUUUCUGCAGUUUACCACUAGAGAAUCCGCUGAGAGGGCCGCUGAACGAAGUUAUGAUCGCCUUAUCCUGCGGGGCCAUCGCUUGACUGUGAACUGGGGCAAAUCUCCUGCGGCUUUGGCAGCUGCUGCUGCAGGCAUAACACUAUCGGGGACU